This is a messenger RNA of Haplochromis burtoni (Burton's mouthbrooder), 2930 nucleotides long. RefSeq lists its product as uncharacterized. The transcript has 2 exons. The record is from RefSeq and is a predicted model, not a curated record. NCBI's taxonomy places the organism in Eukaryota, Metazoa, Chordata, Actinopteri, Cichliformes, Cichlidae. Bases 655 to 2136 code for a protein of 493 amino acids.
AAAAAAAACUGUCCUGGUGACCUACUGACCUAAAAACAAUGUAUGAUUCACUUGCUUUAAAUCCAUCUGGGAUUUCGUUCGUUGCACGUCUUCCAUGUUUCACAACAUAGUGAAUAACAAAUAGCAGGUAACCAAGUGACUCUUUCUGUUGCCUAAUGAUGGCAAACGACCAAAAAAGAAGAAGAAGAAAAAAAAAAGAGAAGUCAAGUGUUUGAGGCUAGUAUUCCACAUACACAUACAUAUAUUAAAAAAGUGAAUAAAUAUUAAGACACUGAUGUGCAAGUAUUUCAAUCCACUCUAGGCGGUCAAGAGUUGUGACACAUGCAUAGAAAAGUACUUACAAAGACCUGAUAGACUUGAUAAGGCUUCAGGCAAUACUGACUAAUAUUUAACCAAAUUUGUCUCAGUCACUCUCCCAACAAAUAAUCAGUGUUUGUAUCUAGAAGCGUGGCUGUAAACCCAGCUAAAAUGCUGAAACAGUAUUCUGUUGCUCGCUAUUACAGGAGGUGGUUUCAUGCAGACAACUUCCUGUUAGUACCAGCCUUGCUGGCUGCUUUGGUUUCAUUUACACGGAAACAGCAACCUAAAGGGAGUUACCUCUGCUCCUACACAAACAAAGAGCUCAGACACAUGACAGCAACAGACUAACGCAGGAUGUUGAAGACAGGAAGAAUCACGAGCUGCUGUGUGGCUCUCCUCCUGACCCUAACCUCUGUGUUAGCUGGAAAACGGGCACUGAAUUCAAUCAGUGAUCUAAAGUCAAUCGACUUUGGACAAACGGUGCCCAAACACAGCCUCCUGUUGCUCCACUGGUUUGCUAAUGAAAUUGACAUCGACAACAACAACAUCAUCCUGCUGACCUUUGAGCCAAAUAGUGGAGAAUUCGGCUCACAUCAUUACGGAAACUACGAGAGGGUGUUAGACCCACUGCCGAGGGGAUACCGAUACUACACUGUUGGCAACAUCAAUCAACAAACAUCGCUGCCAAUGCCAUAUUAUGUCAUCCACCCACGGGCGGAGUACCCCGCGAGAAACAGGGACAGGAUCAUAUUCAGGGUCAGAGAGCAGAACGUGGGACGCCAAACUUCACAAAGGAUCGAUCAAGUGUAUAUCACACAGCAUUAUGAGCAAUCUGAAAAUCAGGGCACGAGGUAUAAUCCAGAGCAUACAUAUCAGGUGACUACCAAUCUGCUGACGGAGAUCAGAGAGUUUUCUGUGGAAGAAAAUGACAUGAGCUCACUGACGUAUCUCAGAGACCGCUUUGGAAGCAGUGCUGAUGAUUCCCAACUAUGGCAGAUAAGAAACACAUGGGGUGAGCUUGCUUGUCUUGGGCUGUUUUUGUUUAUUGUGAUCCAGGAGAAAUAUUCCACUCACAAACGCAACAACAGACCUCAGCCAGCACCAAGAAGGAACACACAAACUGAUUUUGUGAUCAAUAUCCCAGAGAGCAGGCAUAAUAAUCCUGUUGGAAUGUUUGCACAAAUUCAAGUGGAUCAUAGAGAUGAGAUAAGACUGAAGGUGACAACUGGAAAAAGGGGAAAUGCCAGAAUUAUUUGGAGCGAUGUUCCUAGACAUCUUGUUAAAGAAGGUGUGAUGGUGGCACUUUACAAGAAUGAUCAGGAAGAGGACGCUCUCACUUAUAAAUCUAUUGGGAACAGAGAGUCGGGCAUUUGUGAUACAUCAGUACCCCUGAAUGAAGGCCUUCAAGCACGACUGCAUGAGGUCAGGACUGUAUGUUGCUUCUGGAAAUCAUUAGGAGAUGAGAUAGACAGAGGCAGUGAGUUUAAAAACCCCAGGGCUGUGAAAAUACCAGGUUAUGAUGCUAACCUGCAACUCUUUGCAAAAGACGGCAAGGCUUGCGCUCGCUUAAUAGUGAAUGAGUCUUUCCAUAACUGGACGUCUGAAUUUAAAAAGGCGUGGGUAGGCUUCUAUAGUUCUGAAAAUAAAGCCACAAAAAACCAUGAAUGGUGGCAGUGGCAGUGGGCAACAAAAUUCAAAGAAAACACUGAUUUUCAGGACAUGUUUUAUGAUGUGUAUGAGUACGAGUCAGGUAUGACAAUCGCCCCAGGAGUGCAAGCACGCUUCAUUAUGCAGGAUGAAAUUGAGAAAGCAAGAACCUCACCCUGGGGGGAAUAAAGAUAUUGAAACAAAAUUUAAGAUAGAUAUAUUAAAUUAACCUGUACAUACGCCCUUUCAAAUAAUAGCUGAAUGAUUUUUAUUAAAUAAAAAAAGGCAAAAUAAGAUACCAGACUAGUGAUGUCCGUACUGUAUACUUAAAGGUAGAUUUUUAGUAAAAACAAUCAUAUAGUAGUAGAUGUAAAGGUAUUUCAGGUCCUUCAUCUCUAUGCUGUCUUCUGCUGAAAACAGACAUGAGCCUGUAAGAGCUCACUGCAGAGAUACUGGUACUAAUGUGCUGUACUUCAUGUGGUCAGACGUUUUUGUAAAGCAGUGAUGAACUGGGUUUGAGUCAAUCAGAAACAAUGUAUUCACCAGCCCAUAAUCACAGAGCAGUGUUAAAUGUCCAUUUAUGGAAAAAGGAAGAAAUCCAUGGGAUCAGUGUUAAUUUUUUAUAUGUAUGUACUAAGGUUUGACUCUUAAGGGUUCAAGCUAAAAUCCUGCAGACCUCGCCUAUACGGAGACAUGCCGCAGACUGGCCUGGAUAUCACCUGCUGGGAUUAAAGGUCCUGGUGUGUAAAUGCAUUUUAAAAAAAAACUGUACAAAGUCUUCUGUAACGGCCUUAUCGUUCAUGAUAAAGUGCUGCCCUGCAAAGGCUUUUCAAUGCUCCAGCAUAUCUAGUCAAACAAGCCGCACCUCUGUCUCAGCUGUUUGCACAAGAUUGCAAAAUAUGAAUUGCCUGAAUGAAUAAAUGUCAUGUGUGUUAAGCUGUAAGUGGGUCUAAAGUUUAAUGAAGAACAUCCUGUGAAAAAGA